AUGAGCAAACAAUGCAAAAAUAGGCGACAAGUGGCGAUUGAAAAUAGAAAAAAUAGUUGCGAUAAACACGCCCCUGUUAAUAAUUCAUGCUUCCCUUUAUGUUCGUGCUUCAAAACAACCCACCACUUCAAUAGCAUACCUCAAAAUCCAAGAACAAUUUGCAACGAGGAAGUUUCAAAACAGUUAACAACGUUAAAAAAAUCCUCAUCACCGGCCUGCCCAACAAUCGACACCAUGUCCUCAAUGAAGCAACCCUCCCAGCAACCUUCGAUAAAAAAACAACUUCACUUUUCAAUUGAAACUCAAUCUGACGACGCGGAGAAAGCCAAGGAGGAAGAUGAUUUGGACUUCAAAAUGAAGCAGAGACGCCGCAGUAGUGUGGCAAAAGUGGUCAAGAACAGCACGUGUCCAAUUCAAUUCGUGUUCAAGUUUCUGCAGAACUGCAAAACGCCAGACAUGCAGGAGGCAUCGUACAUGAAUGUACUGCAGUACAACAUUGUACAACAGUGUACGUACAUGUAUGUUUACACUGAAAUUUGA
This is a messenger RNA of Helobdella robusta, 540 nucleotides long. RefSeq lists its product as hypothetical. The record is from RefSeq and is a predicted model, not a curated record. Lineage: Eukaryota; Metazoa; Annelida; Clitellata; Rhynchobdellida; Glossiphoniidae. The coding region runs from base 1 to 540 and encodes 179 amino acids. The transcript is spliced from 3 exons.